Molecule: messenger RNA, 993 nt
Organism: Ornithodoros turicata
Lineage: Eukaryota; Metazoa; Arthropoda; Arachnida; Ixodida; Argasidae
Product: mitochondrial coenzyme A diphosphatase NUDT8-like
Exons: 1
Coding region: 109-849 (246 amino acids)
Molecular function (GO): coenzyme A diphosphatase activity
Source: RefSeq, a predicted model, not a curated record
AUGGUGCGCGGAGCUCUGCGGAUCUCCGAAUGCCCUAGCGGCAUCAACAUGUCGUAAUGGCCGCGACCAGCUUAUCACAGUUUCGGUAGUAGACGUGGUUGACAAAAUAUGACUUAUCUGAAGUUCCUUCGGACAAGUUCGCUACGUUCCCAGGUUAUUCGUGGAAUUGGUUCGGCCGAUCAUCGAAGCAGUAUAGACGAAUCUGUGUUUUCUGCUGCUAAUAGACAAAGUUGCAUGAACUACUUGCAGGAGUACGCUACAGAGUACAGCAAACCAUUUCGUUCACUGAAAACGAACAGAAAUGCAGCGGUAUUGUUGCCGUUCUGCUUCGCCGACGGCGGCAAGCCUUCGGUGCUUCUGACAGUGAGAUCUAACAACGUAUUCCGGUAUCGAGGUCUGAUAUGUUUCCCUGGCGGGAUCACUGACCCGGAAGACAGAGAUGCGACCCAUACUGCCUUGAGGGAGACGCACGAAGAGCUUGGUAUCGCGGACGGCGAUAUCGAAGUGUGGGGACCACUUCACCCGUUUCCGUCACUAGGAACGCGGAUAUUAGUGACACCUGUCAUUGGCGUGGUGAGAACCCGGUCGUCUGAUAUUUUAAAGGACUUGAGCAUCAACACGGAUGAAGUGGAACGCGCGUUCCUCUUGUCGCUGGAAUCUCUGUGUGACUCCAAAACUUGGAGGUACACGAUGUAUAGUGAGGUCAAGGGUUACCGGUCUCCAGUUUUUGUUGUGGAUGGACUAAAAGUUUGGGGUCUGACCGGCAGGUUGUUACAUCUAGCGCUUAAAGGACUUUUAGCGGGACACUACAAGCGGGACUACUCAUUCAAUGUGUUCAAAGCGUCGUAACGGCGAAUAUUCCGGUUCGAGUUCAUUGAGUUAUUAUGUGAGCAAAUUAUAGAACACACAAAAUAGUUUGUAAAAUAGUUAUUUAAAUGUAUAAAAUAUAUACUUCUGCAUAGCGCAAUAAAGUGUCUGACUUGUUUACUGUCA